AUGCUCCUAGGGAAGGAGACGGAGGGGUCCCCCCACCGCAACCCCUCCCCGGCGGCGUGGGCGGCCGCUCGCGCUUACCUCCUCAUGCUCUCGCUCCCCGGCGCAGCGCCGUACGGCGUGCUGCAGUCCGCGGUGCUGGGCAUGGUGCUCACCAACCUCCGCUCCUGGUGCCGCAACUCCGGCGUUUACCGUCCCGGAGGGGGGGGGGCUCCGGGAGUGGAAGGGGGCGGGGGGGGGAGGAAGAAGGGCCCCCAGAAGCGCAGGCGGGGGAAAGACGCCGAGGGAGGCGAGGAUGCCGACAGCAGUGACGGAGGGGAAGAGACGGGGCCCCGCGGAGUGGGGCGGCGCGCGACCGGGGGUGGUGGGAGAGGGUCUGGCGGAGAGGUGCUUGCGUGUCUGGAGCUGCUCAAGUCAUGCCUCGCCUGCGUGUCGCUUGAGUCCCACCAGGACUUGGUGGUUAAGCUUAGCGAGGUUCUGGUCGGUGUGUCGGUCGUCGCCGCCAUCGAGGGGCCUGCCUCCCUGGCCGACCUUGCCUCAGCAAGCAUGGUCGGCCUCGUGACUGGGGCUUCGGGCCACACGGAGGUCGUCCAAGGGGUCGUGCUGCAGGCGCUGAUGCCGGUGAUCCUCAUGAAUACGGGAAAAGCAGACGUUCCCCCGAGGAGCCGUGAUUGCGUCAAGGCUCAUAACAGCGCCGUCGACACCGCCAAGGCAAUCGCCGCUGCUCUCAGAAACGCCGCCACGAAAAACGGCUACGAAACCCGGGGGGCGACGCCAAGCACCCCCGGGCAAUCCACCGACGUGCCUUCCGAAGGCGACCUAGCAUCGCAAUCGCCCUCUGCCACGACUCCGGCGGGAGGGGGGUAUGAUACCUCUUCGUCCCCUACCGGGGAUGAUUCGAGUACAUCCCCUGGUGGGGCGCCUGUUGUGGUUGUCGGGAAGAAAGGAGACGGUGAUGGGCAAACCGGCACUGGCGGAGGUGGUGGUAAACCCGUCUUGACCCUCUUGCAGCAUCUGUGCGUGUCUUCGCCCGAGCGCGCGGAGGGCAGGGCGAGGCUUGCGGAAGGGUUGGCGGGGUUGCUGCCGGAGCUGGAGGAGCACGACCGUGCUCGCUUCGUGGUUUUCCUGGCCAAGGAACUAUCGUCUCGCCUUCUCACGGAGGACUGGCCUUGGGCCACCGACGACAACAGCAGCGCUGACGGCAGCCGUGAAGGACCGGCCGUUUCGACGCUGCGCGCUAACGGGGGUGGCGACGGCCCGUCCCCGUGUUUGACGGAUGGAGGCGGUAGGACGAUGCUCGAUCUGGUGGUUGCAAGGGCGGCAGACACGGCUCCGACGGUUAGGUCGAAAGCAGCGUCGACUCUCUCAGAAGUCCUCUCGGGAAUCCAGGGGCGCCGCAGCGGGUACAAGGGGGCGGCGUUCCGACAGGCGGUGAUGGAGGCGUGCGGGUGGGGGGAAGCGGGGAUGGAACGGGGUCACGACGGGCCUCUGCUCGAGACCAUCCGUACCAGAGUCGAGGACGAGAAGGCCAACGUUCGGAGGAACGCAGUGCCGGCGCUGGAGGCUAUCCUUAAGCUCUCUCCUGCCUUUUCGAGCGGUCGGGCAUCCGCGGACGUCGGCGAGGCUGCGAUCGGGAAGGAGCACGAGGCGGACUUCGAGCUCCUGCAGGAGAGGUGCAACGACAUAUCGCUGUCCACCCGCAAGGCGGCCAUGGGGGCACUAUCUUCGCUUCUCAUGCUGAGGCCUUCCGACGAGACGCUACAGAAGGCCUGGGUGUCGUCCGUUCUUCCACUCGCCGGAGACCCCGAGCAAACCUGUCAGGGCGACUGA
This is a messenger RNA of Ectocarpus sp. CCAP 1310/34, 1827 nucleotides long. Lineage: Eukaryota; Phaeophyceae; Ectocarpales; Ectocarpaceae. The record is from the annotation of a GenBank genome assembly.